UCUGAGGCUGAGGAGGGGUCCGAACUGAGGUGUGGAGAACUAGCCUUUCCUGGGAUAGGAGUUUGGCAGCCCGGAGGCCUCACCUGCAGAAGCACCUGACCUCCAAGCUGACGUGGGCGCCGUGUGCUGGGCGAGGGUUUGGCCGCAGGCCCCAGGUGGGAGGGCAGUCUGGGGCUGGGCUCGUGACCCUUCCAGCCUGCCAUGGGAUUUGGGGCCCAAGCAUCAGGUCUGAGACUCUAAGAGCCAGGUCUGGGUUCUCCACCUUAGCACGUCCAGCUCUGGAGCCAUGGAAUCCAACCUGCAGGGGACCUUCCUGCUGAACAACACGCCACUGGCUCAGUUCUCGGAGAUGAAGGCGCCUGUAUGCCAAUACUCAGUGCAGAACUCCUUCUACAAGCUCAGCGCGCCGGGGCUGGGUCCCCAGCUGGCAGCAGGAACCCCCCACGGGAUCACGGACAUUCUGAGCAGGCCCGUGGCCACUCCGAACAGUGGCCUGCUUUCCAGCUACCCCCACGUGGCGGGCUUUGGUGGACUCGGGUCGCAAGGGGUCUACUAUGGCCCCCAGGUGGGGAAUUUCUCCAAGACCGGGAACGAGUACCCCACCCGGACCCGGAACUGCUGGGCAGACACCGGCCAGGACUGGCGAGGCGGGCGGCAGUGCAGCCACCCCCCGGAUCCUUUGAAUGACAGCAUCCACAAGAAAAAGCACACCCGACCUACCUUCACAGGCCACCAGAUCUUUGCCCUGGAGAAGACCUUUGAGCAGACCAAGUACUUGGCUGGUCCUGAACGGGCACGGCUGGCAUACUCACUGGGGAUGACCGAGUCCCAGGUCAAGGUUUGGUUCCAGAACCGAAGGACCAAGUGGCGGAAGAAAAGCGCCCUGGAGCCGUCGUCCUCCACAUCACGGGCCCUGGGUGGUGCGGGCUCGGGAGGGGAGCGGCCGGCCUCCGAGACCGAGGACGACGAGUACAACAAGCCGCUCGACCCGGACUCAGACGACGAGAAGAUCCGCCUGCUUCUCCGCAAGCACCGCGCCGCCUUCUCGGUGCUGAGCCUGGGUGCACACAGCGUGUGAG
This is a messenger RNA of Erinaceus europaeus (western European hedgehog), 1079 nucleotides long. RefSeq names its product NK6 homeobox 3 (gene NKX6-3). The transcript is spliced from 3 exons. The record is from RefSeq and is a predicted model, not a curated record. Bases 287 to 1078 code for a protein of 263 amino acids. Gene Ontology annotation, cellular component: nucleus. NCBI's taxonomy places the organism in Eukaryota, Metazoa, Chordata, Mammalia, Eulipotyphla, Erinaceidae. Gene Ontology annotation, biological process: cell differentiation; regulation of transcription by RNA polymerase II. Gene Ontology annotation, molecular function: DNA-binding transcription factor activity, RNA polymerase II-specific; RNA polymerase II cis-regulatory region sequence-specific DNA binding.